Molecule: messenger RNA, 2712 nt
Organism: Alternaria hordeiaustralica
Lineage: Eukaryota; Fungi; Ascomycota; Dothideomycetes; Pleosporales; Pleosporaceae
Gene: FOX2
Product: bifunctional hydroxyacyl-CoA dehydrogenase/enoyl-CoA hydratase fox2
Exons: 4
Coding region: 1-2712 (903 amino acids)
Molecular function (GO): oxidoreductase activity
Source: RefSeq, a predicted model, not a curated record
AUGGCUGCGCAGGAGCUGCGAUAUGAUGGCCAGACCGUUGUGGUCACGGGCGCUGGUGGUGGUCUCGGUCGCGAGUAUGCUGUCUUCUACGGCAGUCGCGGCGCGAACGUCGUUGUGAACGACUUGGGUGGCAGCUUCAAGGGCGAGGGCGCGGGCUCAGCGGCCGCAGACAAGGUCGUUGACACCAUCCGCUCCGCUGGCGGAAAGGCGGUCGCCAACUACGAUUCGGUCGAGAACGGAGAGUCCAUCAUCAAGACUGCUAUCGACACAUUCGGUCGCAUUGAUAUCCUUAUAAACAAUGCGGGUAUCUUGCGCGAUGUCAGCUUCAAGAACAUGAAGCAGGCAGACUGGGAUCUGAUCUACCGGGUCCACGUUCUUGGGGCUUACAAGUGCGCGCAUGCCGCGUGGCCAUACUUCAGGAAACAGAAGUACGGAAGGGUGAUCAGCACUGCGUCUGCUGCCGGUCUUUUCGGAUCUUUCGGACAGACAAACUACUCUGCUGCCAAGCUCGCUCUUGUCGGUUUCACCGAGACACUCGCAAAGGAGGGCUUGAAGUACAACAUCCUCUGCAACGUCGUCGCCCCGAUCGCCGCCAGCCGAAUGACCGAGACCGUCAUGCCUCCGGAUGUUUUGGAGAAGAUGAAGCCUGAGUGGAUUGUCCCGCUCGUCGCUGUCCUUACACACAAGUCGUCCACUGAGACUGGCGCUAUCUUCGAGGCCGGCGCGGGUCACGUCGCCAAGCUACGAUGGGAGCGAGCCUCUGGUGCUCUGUUCAAGGCCGACGAGACCCUCACACCCGAAGCUGUUCCAGCCAAGUGGAAGGAUAUUGUCGACUUCUCCAAGGCUGAACACCCACAAGGCCCGGCGAACGCGCUUGAGCUCCUCGAGCAUGCCAACCAGCUGCCGCCCAACCCCAAGGGCGAGCCUCUUGACUUCAAGGGCAAGGUCGCUCUUGUCACUGGUGGAGGUGCUGGUCUCGGUCGCAUCUACUGCUUGCAGUUGGCGAAGCGUGGUGCCAAGGUUGUCGUGAACGAUCUUGUGAACCCCGACAACACCGUCCAGGAGAUUCAGAAGCUCGGUGGAGAGGCUGUCGGCAACAAGGGCGAUGUUCAGGACGGCGAGUCUGUCGUCAAGACCGCCAUUGAGACAUAUGGCCGCAUCGACAUCCUGAUCAACAACGCUGGUAUCUUGCGCGACAAGGCGUUUGCCAACAUGACCGACGAGCAGUGGGACAUCAUCCACAAGGUUCACCUGUUCGGUACCUACUCCUGCACUAAGGCCGCCUGGCCUUACAUGCUCAAGCAGAAGUACGGCCGCAUCCUCAACACCACCUCUACCAGUGGUAUCUACGGCAACUUCGGCCAGGCAAACUACGCCUCAGCGAAGUGCGGUAUCCUCGGUUUCUCGAAGUCCCUCGCUCUUGAGGGCAAGAAGAACAACAUCUUCGUCAACACCGUUGCUCCCAACGCCGGCACUCAGAUGACCCGCAGCAUCUUUCCUGAAGAGGUUGUACAGGCCCUCAAGCCCGAUUAUAACGCUCCUCUCGUCAUUCUUCUCGUUUCCGACAAGGCUCCCGAGCCAACAGGUGGCCUAUACGAGAUGGGUUCUGGCUGGUUUGCGGCGACCAGGUGGCAACGCUCUGGCGGACACGGUUUCCCCGUGGACGUCAAGCUCACUCCCGAGGCUGUUCUCUCCCAAUGGGAACGCAUUACCAACUUCGACGACGGCCGUGCCGACCACCCCUUCGACAACGCUAGCGGUCUCAAGUCUAUCAUGGCCAACAUGGAGAACACGAGCAAGAAGAGCAAGGAGAAGAAGCCCACCAAGAGCAACGAGGAGGUCCUCGAGGCUCAGAAGAAGGCCUUGGCCGCUAAGGCUGAAGGCACACCCUUCGAGUACACCGAGAGGGAUGUCAUUCUUUACAAUCUCGGAAUUGGCGCCAAGCGCACCGACCUGCCCUUCGUCUACGAAGGCGACGAGAACUUCCAAGUCAUCCCCACUUUCGGUGUCGUUCCACCCUUCAACGCCGAACCCCCCUUCUCCUUCGACGAAAUCGUCCCCAACUUCGACCCCCGCAUGCUCCUUCACGGCGAGCAAUUCCUCGAAAUCCGAAAAUUCCCCAUCCCCACCGAAGCCAAGCUCGUCGCCGUACCCAAGCUGGUCGAGGUCGUAGACAAGGGCGCCGCAGGGCUCGUCGUAUAUGGAAGCGUUACCAAGGACGCAAAGACAGGCGAGGAAAUAUUCUACAACGAAAGCACAGUCUUCAUCCGCGGCUCUGGCAACUUCGGCGGUCAGAAGAAGGGUGCUGACCGCGGCGCCGCAACAAAGAUUCACAAGGCACCUGAACGCGCCCCCGACACCGUCGUUGAGGAACGCACAACCGAGGAGCAAGCUGCUAUCUACCGUCUCUCCGGCGACCUCAACCCCCUACACAUCGACCCCCAGUUCAGCAAAGCCGGCGGCUUCCCCACACCCAUCCUGCACGGUCUGUGCAGCUUUGGUAUCUCUGGUAAACAUGUUCUGCAGACGUAUGGUCCGUUCAAGAACAUCAAGGUCAGGUUUGCGGGUGUUGUGCUGCCGGGUCAGACACUGAUUACCGAGAUGUGGAAGGUGGGUAAUACGGUGCUGUUCCAGACUAAGGUUAAGGAGACGGGUAAGCUAGCUAUUAGCGGGGCUGGUGCGGAGUUGAUGGGUGGUGGGAGUAAGUUGUAG